CGUUUGAUCAAUUUCAGUAAACUCUCUGUUCUUUGUCCAGGUUACACUGACCUCAGACUGGUCAAUGGUCCUGACAUCUGUUCUGGUCGAGUUGAGCGUCAGUACUUCAGUAAAUGGGGCACAGUGUGUGAUGCAUGCUGGGAUAUGAGAGCUGCCAGUGUCCUCUGUAGACAGCUGAAUUGUGGGAUUGCUGUGUCUGUUGUGGGAUCAGACUGGUUUGGAGAGGGAAGUGGUGAAAUCUGGGCUGAUGUGUUUGAUUGUGACGGGAAUGAAACAAAACUCUCAGAAUGUUCCAUCUCUUCAUGGAGUCGAGCUGAAUGUUCUCAUAGACGAGAUGUUGGAGUCAUUUGCUCUUAUUCCUCUCUGGCUGUUCAUGAUGGUCUGGUGCGGUUGUCUGGAGAAAGACAGUGUGAGGGGGAGCUGGAAGUUUCCAUCCAUCAGGUCUGGAGGAGAGUUCUGCUGGACUCCUGGAGUCUCACUGAAUCCUCUGUGGUCUGCAGACAGCUGGGCUGUGGCUCUGUGCUGAACUUCUCCGGCUCCUCUUCAUCCAGUCCUGAACACAGUCAUGAGUGUGUGAUGGGCUUCCAGUGCUCUGGGAGUGAAGCUCAUCUGGGGAACUGCAGCUCUCCACAAACUCUCAACUGCAGCUCCACACAACAGCUGUCAAUCACCUGCCUUGGUCGCGGGUCCAUCAGGCUGGUGGGUUCUGGGGGAGACUGUGCAGGGAGGCUGGAGGUUUUUCACAGCGGCUCAUGGGGGACAGUGUGUGAUGACUCCUGGGAUAUUAAAGAUGCCCAUGUGGUGUGCAGACAGCUGCAGUGUGGAGUGGCCCUCAGUAACCAGCAGGUACCAGCCUGGUUUGGUCCUGGUUCUGGACCCAUAUGGCUGGAUGAGGUGGAGUGUGAGGGGAAUGAGACGUCCCUGUGGAACUGCUCUUCUCCAGGCUGGGGGAAACAUGACUGUCAACACAAGGAGGAUGUAGGAGUCAUGUGUUCAGAGUUUAAAGAGAUCAGGUUAACUGAGGGCUGUGAAGGGAAUGUGGAGGUUUUCUACAAUGGAUCCUGGGGAAAUGUGUGUUACCAUACGAUGAACAGAGACACAGCGAGUCUGAUCUGUCAAGAGCUGAACUGUGGAAGAUCUGGCAGUGAACCCAGUAAUGCAGAGGGACUGAAGUCUCAUAACUGGCUUGAAUUUUUUAAAUGUCGGCAACAUGACUCUGCUUUAUGGCAGUGUCAAUCUUCAGCCUGGGGACAGUGUGUAUGUCCUAAUGAAGUGGCCAAAAUCACCUGCUCAGAGAAGGAAAAUCAUGAGUCUCCUCAGAGUCGUCUGACAUGUUCAAACUCUCCGUCUCCUCACCAGAGACAGUGUUCAAAGCAUGUUCCUCUCAGACUGAGUGGAGGUUUGGGCCGGUGCUCUGGGAGGCUGGAGGUGUAUCAUAACGCUGUGUGGGGUUCAGUCUGUGCUGAUCUGUGGGACAUCAGCGAUGCUCAGGUGGUCUGCAGGCAGCUGGGUUGUGGAGACGCACUGAGGGCUGAUGGGAAUUCAGUCUUUGGUGCUGGUGAAGGUGUUGUGUGGCUGAACAGAGUCGAGUGCAGAGGGAAUGAGAUUCACCUGUGGGACUGUCCUCUCUCCCUGAAGAAUCACACUGACUGUUCUCACAAAGAGUACGCUGGACUCACAUGUGCAGAUUUGUCAGUGUCCACUACUCCUGCCACAACAACAUCAGCUUCUCCUCCAGUUUCUCAGACAGUGCGCUCAACAUCAGUCACUCCUCCACAAACUCCUCCAGCAGCGUCUCUCUCUGUGCUUGUGGUUGUACUGGGAGUUUUGCUCUUACUGCUCUUAGUGCCCCUGCUUAUACUGGUUCAGCAGAACAGAGUGAUGAGGAGAGCUCUCUCUAAGAGGAGACACAGGGCGACGACUGAGGCCGUUUAUGAGGAGAUUCAUCACAGACACAAUCACUUCACUCAGAGAGGAGGGAGUCUCGUCUCUGAAGAACUGCAUUCUGGAUAUGAAGAUGCUGAUGAGCUUCUCUCAGCAAAAGAUUUCAAGACUGUAUAUUAUGAUGAUGUCACCAAUAGCAGUGGCCUGAAAGAACAAAUUUUGGGUUUUGUAUCCAAACAUAUUCUGUGGAAUAUCACACCAGGAUACUACGAUGAUGUCAUCACUGAUGGACUGAAACCAGAUCGUGAGACAGAAGACACCCCUGAGAGCUAUGAUGACGUAAUCACCAGUGGACAGAACUCUUAUAUCAAAAAAGAGGGAGUUCAGGAGGACUAUGAUGAUGUGAUGAGUGUGAGUGAAGAUGUGAGAAACCUGUUAGAUUAUGAUGAUGUGGAGGAGGAGUCCAAAAAAGAAGGGGGGCCAUUCGGCUCAAUGACCACGCCGGUUCAAGAAAUUUGAAGACUCAUAAGUUCGAGUGAAAUUGCUAUUGAUAUAUCAAAUCUCAGGUUUU
Rhinichthys klamathensis goyatoka is the source of this 2455-nucleotide messenger RNA. RefSeq names its product scavenger receptor cysteine-rich type 1 protein M130-like. The transcript is spliced from 14 exons. NCBI's taxonomy places the organism in Eukaryota, Metazoa, Chordata, Actinopteri, Cypriniformes, Leuciscidae. Gene Ontology annotation, cellular component: membrane. The record is from RefSeq and is a predicted model, not a curated record. The coding region runs from base 145 to 2403 and encodes 752 amino acids.